Messenger RNA from Lachancea thermotolerans CBS 6340, 714 nucleotides. RefSeq names its product dihydrofolate reductase (gene DFR1). The record is from RefSeq and is a predicted model, not a curated record. The transcript has a single exon. Gene Ontology annotation, cellular component: mitochondrion. NCBI's taxonomy places the organism in Eukaryota, Fungi, Ascomycota, Saccharomycetes, Saccharomycetales, Saccharomycetaceae. Gene Ontology annotation, molecular function: NADP binding; dihydrofolate reductase activity. Gene Ontology annotation, biological process: folic acid metabolic process; dihydrofolate metabolic process; tetrahydrofolate biosynthetic process. The coding region runs from base 1 to 714 and encodes 237 amino acids.
AUGGCACUGAACAGACCGCCCAUCGUCACUAUCGUCGCGUGUCUGAUGCCCGAGAUGGGCAUCGGCUACAACGGCAAGCUUCCCUGGAGGCUUAAGCAGGAGAUGGCCUACUUCCGGCAGGUCACCAGCGCGACCUUCGCAGACGGCAAGCGCAAUGCGGUGAUCAUGGGCCGCAAGACGUGGGAGUCAAUACCGCCAAAAUUCAGGCCGCUCCCGGACCGCGUCAACGUCGUUGUCUCACGUCAGUUUGCAGAGGAUCUUGCGCCUGCGCAGAGCAGCGCGCCCGGCAGCAAGCUCAGCAGCCACGCUGGCGCUGCCGCGCCGGCGUCCCCCGCGCUGUGGCUCAGCAAUUCGCUCACCCGCUGUCUCGACCUGCUUCCGCAGCGCGUGCCAGACCUUGAGCGUAUCUACGUGAUUGGCGGCGCCGAGAUCUACGCCCAGAGCAACAGCCUGUGUGACUACAUGCUCAUCACCAAAAUAGAACCCGAAUCCGCGACCGAAAGGCCGCCCAUGGAUGCUUUCCUUGACACUCAAUCUAUCCAUGCCCUGUUCCAGCACGACCAAAGUUUGCCUUCCUUCCUACCGCCCGCCGUGAGUCUUCCCGCAGACCCCUACAUCAGCGAGAAUGGCUAUCGCUACAAUUUCGCACUUUACAGGCGCCGCAGUGAACCAAAAACAGAUCUGAAAACUAAAGAAUGUGCGCCUCAGAAAUGA